Molecule: messenger RNA, 1245 nt
Organism: Gasterosteus aculeatus aculeatus (three-spined stickleback)
Lineage: Eukaryota; Metazoa; Chordata; Actinopteri; Perciformes; Gasterosteidae
Source: RefSeq, a predicted model, not a curated record
UCCACGGCCCGUCACUCCACGGAAACCUGCCAGACGUUAACAUCCUAAACUGAAGUUCCGCGCACAUUGGCCUAAAGAUGAUUAAUAGCAAGUUACCGAUCUUCUUCGUCGUUAUCGGUUUUGCAGUGCUGCCGGUUCACCCUUCAGCUGCAGCAAAGCGUCCGUCCGAUCUGACCUGCAACGUCACCGAGAAAAACAAUGCAUUCAUCUACCUCCUGUCCCACCCACCCAGUUCCUCCAAGUGCAAAACGCUCUGGGAGGACAAGAACAGGACUGUCAUCGUAAUGAACCGUGCGUCUGUCCCAGCGGUCCAGAAUGUGACCGACCAGUCGCUCACCCUGGAUCACUGCGAGCCCUCACUGGCCUACACAGUGGAGUGCCACGAUGAAACAAACAUGCUGAUGGUCCGUGGAGAAGCCAACUGCCAAAUCAACUGCAGCAGACUCCUGGAUCCAGAAGAUAAUCUCACACCCACUGUGAACUCCACCAUGAUCUGCAUCACUGAGAGUCUGUGUCUGUCCUUUGUUGUCAUCGGUUUUAUUGUUAUUAUUGUUGUUGUGGCUCUUUGGUGUUACAAGAAAUGGAGAGCGAGAGGAUCUGGGACAACGGGAGUUUUUUACACUCAACCAUGUGAACAGGUGGUAGUCAACAUAAAGACCCCCGUAGGAGACGAUGUGGUGCAAAACCACAUCGUCUGAACAAGGAAGAAGGAAAGUGUCAAUGUUCUCGAUAAUGUUUUUUUAAGUCCUCAUCAUCAGUGCCUUAUUGACAAACGAUGAAAUAAGAUAAGAAAACUGCAGAUAGAAAACUAUUAAUAUUAUAUUAUAUCAUGUAUUAUAACUAGUUAUAUAGAGGGGAGGAAUAUAAGUAUUAAGAUAUGUCAUAUGACGGUGUUUAAACUUGUUCGGGAAGGUUAACUGUAACUGUCCAUCAGCUCACCUGACGGUAAAACCACAUGAUGUGGUGCCUUUCUGAUCAAUUGUGAUAUUGAUCUUCGCUGUGGAAGUGGAGAUUAAUUCAUUAUAACUUUAUAAUACGUUUGUACACAGUUGACAUGUUGUAUCUCAGGGAUCUUGGACUCCUGCUUUGUCUUAUGUGAGAAACCUGGAGGCCGUUUCAAAUAAAUACCAAAUAAAACCAGAACUAAGAGUUUAAAACGGCCGGAAAGCUGCGUGGAGCAGCAAAGUUAUAAGAUGUUCAUUAUGAGUGAAUGAUUUUAGAAUAAAGGCUCAUUUGAUGUUUUCA